This is a messenger RNA of Camelina sativa (false flax), 384 nucleotides long. RefSeq lists its product as uncharacterized. Lineage: Eukaryota; Viridiplantae; Streptophyta; Magnoliopsida; Brassicales; Brassicaceae. The record is from RefSeq and is a predicted model, not a curated record.
AUGAAGUUAGUAGCAGACUAUGAUCUGGAGAUAGCUUACCACCAUGGUAGAGCUUACCUGGUUGCAGAUGCUUUGAGUCAAAAGCGGGCGGCUUCGGUUCAGGAGCAUGACAUGGAGUCAUUAGUGAGUGAGAUUACUGCAUUAAGGCUAUAUGCUAUCUCACAGGAGCCUUUGGGCUUGGAGGCAGCUGAUAGAGCUGACUUGUUGUCCAUGGUUCGGUUAGAUCAAGAAAGUGAUGUGGGGCUGGAUGAGAGUCUGAGGCAAAAGAUACUAAGAGAGGCUCAUUCAAGCAAAUUCUCUAUUCAUCCAGGAACGACAAAGGUGUACCAGGACCUCAAGUGGUAUUAUCAUUGGGUUGAGAUGAAGAAGAAUGUAGCCGACUAG